ACUCACGCGGUCCUCAAAAAAGGGAAUCCAAAGCAAAGCGGGAACAACAGGCCCUCGUGUCCGUUAAUUUUUGAAUUUCAAAUAUGGAACAGCUCAACCCACUCUCUCUCUACAGUUCCAGAGCUCAUCCAUCGCUAACCAUUUCAGCUCCCAUUACUGUCUCUCACCAACACUUGUUCAAGAUCUCUCUCUAUUUGUCUCUGAAAACAUUUAGUUUCAGCUCUGUACGGCUCUAUUUAUUGAAAAGAAGAGUUUUUUUAGCUGAGAAUCUCAAGUUUCAAUCUUCUCAAUCAAUAACUAAUCAUUGAUGGGUGGUUCAGGAAAGUGGGUCAAAUCAUUAAUUGGUCUCAAGAAACCCACAAAAGACGACCAAGAGAAAUGGGGAUGUAAGAGCAAGAAAUGGAAGCUGUGGAGGAGUUCAUCAGGGGAUCUGGGGUCCAAAUUGACGGGUUUGAAAGGGAAUCAUAGGGGUGUUGCAUCAGAGGGCUCUGAUUCUUCGUUGGUCGCUACUGAUGCUUUUACAUCUGCUGUAGCUACUGUCGUCCGAGCUCUGCCUAAAGUUUUCAGGGUUGUGAGGCAAGAAUGGGCUGCAAUCAGGAUCCAAACUGCAUUCCGUGGAUUCUUGGCAAGACGAGCUUUAAGGGCCUUGAAAGGAGUGGUGAGGCUACAAGCCUUGGUUCGGGGUCAUCAGGUGAGGAAGCAGGCUGCUGUGACUCUGAAAUGUAUGCAGGCUCUUGUUCGAGUGCAAGCCAGAGUUAGAGCUCGUCGUGUGCGCAUGUCUAUAGAGGGGCAGGCUGUGCAGAACAUGCUAAAUGAACAUCGCAGCAAAGCUGAUCUCUUGAAACAAGCCGAGGAAGGGUGGUGUGACAGUGCAGGGACACUAGAAGCGAUUAAAACAAAGCUACAAAUGAGGCAAGAAGGGGCCUUUAAGAGAGAAAGAGCACUUGCGUACUAUCUUGCUCAAAAGCAAUGGAAAUCAACCCAGAAUUCAGAUUCGCGAACAAAUGUCUCGGUGUCCUCUUUCAAAAGCCACGAGUUUGAUAAGAAUAGCUGGGGUUGGAGUUGGUUAGAACGUUGGAUGUCUGCGAAGCCAUGGGAAAAUAGAUUGAUGGAAAAAGUUCACACUGAUCCCUCAGAGAUAACUCCACCUUCUAAAAGUGGUGCUAAUUCACUAGCUCAUUCUAGUCGUUUAAAAUCUUCUGAACCGUGCUCGGUAAAAGUCAGAAGAAACAAUGUUACCACAAGGAUUUCAGCGAAACCUCCCUUGGUUGGGCAAGUUACACGCUCAUCUUCAAGCCCAAGUUCUGAAUUUCGAUAUGAUGGGAGCUCAGCUUCAUCUUCAAUUUGCACGUCUACAACUCCUGUUUCUGGAAACACUGUCAUGGCUUCAGAUAGAACAGAAGAAAGGAAUAACAAUAGGCCGAGCUAUAUGAACGUCACUGAAUCGACUAAGGCUAAGCAGAGAAAUUUAUCUUACAGAGUUCAAAUGCAGUCCAUGGAUGGGUUUCAGUUUUUCAAGAAGUCAUCAGAACUUUGUAAAGAGGACUGAAAAAGCAGUGCUGGUUCUGAUCCUUCUGUCAAUAUGUCCAGGCCGCUCUGCCUGCCCACUGGAAUGGAAAAAAGCCGAUGAGACUAGGGAAGGAGAGAUAAUUGUUUCGAUGACUAACGUGAAUUGGUUCUUUGGUGUUGCAAAGCUCAACAGCUUCGUGUUCUUUUUAUAGCUCAGGAAGUAUGUUGCUUCAAAGCAACUGUACUAUGAGCUAAUUGGUACUGAAAACUUUGAUGAGGUGCAAUUUGAGGCCUCUUUCAUUCUGUAAAGUAGUGAGUUUGGUUGUGAAAUUUAACCGUUGCCUUUUUGUAUUA
Camellia sinensis is the source of this 1863-nucleotide messenger RNA. RefSeq names its product protein IQ-DOMAIN 6. The record is from RefSeq and is a predicted model, not a curated record. Lineage: Eukaryota; Viridiplantae; Streptophyta; Magnoliopsida; Ericales; Theaceae. Gene Ontology annotation, molecular function: protein binding.